CACUGAAUAGAGAGAUCCUGGGACUGGUUCAUUACACAUUCAGACUGAAAGACUAAUUCAUUACUGAAGAGUAUACAAAGGACGACUGCACAGUAACAGACCAUGAAGGCACAUCCCACGCUACUGAAAAAAACAAGCAGCUUGUGACAUCUGUACCUUGCCUUCUAGUACUUCCAAGCUGCUAGUAGAGUCUGGUGUGUCUUUCUUUCUGUCUCUCAGUGGAGAGAUGGGGAAAGAAAAAGGUCCAAAAGGGAAGAAGAUCACCAUGAAAAUUGCAAAAAAUUCCAUCCGGAUAUCUUUUGAUGGAGGACGUCGUCUUGACUUAAGCAAGAUGGGUAUCGCUACCUUCCCCAAGUGCAUUCUGAAACUGGCUGAUGUGGAUGAGCUUGAUUUGAGUAGAAACAUGCUAAAAAAAAUUCCGAACACCAUCGAGAAGUUUGAGAAUCUGCGCUGGCUGGACCUACAUAGUAACCAGCUUGAGGAGCUGCCCAAGGCAAUUGGUACACUUCAGAAACUUUUAUAUCUGAAUAUAAGCAACAACAAGCUGACCACCAGAAAUCUGCCAGAAGAGUUGAAGCUUCUUAAGAACUUGCACAUUCUCAACCUUGGCUUGAACUGUCUUGAGAGUAUUCCCACCAGUCUUGGGACCCUGAUGGAACUUAGAGAGAUAGGUCUCUUUGACAAUGCCUUGACCACCAUCCCAAACAGUGUAAAAAACCUCCCCAAGCUCAAGAAACUGAAUGCAGAAAGAAACCCUUUCCCAGAUUCAACAACCCAAGAAGAGCCUGUCGACUCCAUCAAACGUGUAGAAACACUUUACUUAGUACAAGAGGAAGACCUGUGCUCUUCCUGCUUGAAGAUGUGUCGGGGUAAGAGGGACAAACAGAACGAGUUAACGAAUAUGAUGCCCAGACCUUCAAAGAAGCCAAGUUUCUCUUUACUCCUUACACCCAAUUCCUCUGCGAAGGAUAACCAAGAAGAAUGGAGAUUAAAAGGCGAACAUCCUUGAAAUCAAGCAAGGUAUUCCACAGACCAUGUCCCAUGAAGUUCAAUCCAAGUUAAUAAA
This is a messenger RNA of Apus apus (common swift), 1066 nucleotides long. It is a transcript of the gene LRRC18, whose product is annotated as leucine rich repeat containing 18. The record is from RefSeq and is a predicted model, not a curated record. The coding region runs from base 227 to 1009 and encodes 260 amino acids. Gene Ontology annotation, molecular function: protein binding. The transcript is spliced from 3 exons. NCBI's taxonomy places the organism in Eukaryota, Metazoa, Chordata, Aves, Apodiformes, Apodidae.